Molecule: messenger RNA, 2721 nt
Organism: Lepisosteus oculatus (spotted gar)
Lineage: Eukaryota; Metazoa; Chordata; Actinopteri; Semionotiformes; Lepisosteidae
Gene: scin
Product: scinderin
Biological process (GO): central nervous system development; barbed-end actin filament capping; cell projection assembly
Cellular component (GO): cytoplasm; actin cytoskeleton
Molecular function (GO): actin filament binding; phosphatidylinositol-4,5-bisphosphate binding
Source: RefSeq, a predicted model, not a curated record
CUCGAUUCACUCAGUUCUUUCCAGGCACAGAGAAGGGCACUCUGCUACUCAGACAUUGAGCACUAGUAAUACAGUUGAGCUAGCAAGUCAGGUGAAGAUGGUUCUGUAUCACAAGGAGUUUGAGCAGGCAGGAAAGACUGCUGGCCUUCAGAUCUGGAGAAUUGAAAAUAUGGAACUGGUACCAGUACCAGUAAGUCUUCAUGGCAACUUCUACGUGGGAGAUGCUUAUCUUGUCCUCCAUACCAUAAAACACAAGGAAAGUUAUUUUUAUGAUCUGCACUACUGGCUUGGUAAAGAAUGCACUCAGGACGAGAGCACAGCAGCUGCCAUCUUCACAGUACAGAUGGACGACUAUUUGGGUGGGAAACCUGUCCAGUACCGAGAGCUACAGGGAUAUGAGUCCACAUCUUUCACCAGCUAUUUCAAAGGUGGAAUCAAGUAUAAGGCUGGAGGUGUUGCUUCAGGAUUUCAACAUGUUGUCAUCAAUGAUCAGUCAGCAGAAAGGCUGUUUCACAUUAAAGGAAGACGAGUAGUCCGGGCCACCGAAGUUCCUCUUAGCUGGUCUAGUUUCAACAGAGGAGACUGCUUUAUUGUGGAUCUUGGUGCAGUCAUUUACCAGUGGUGUGGCUCCCUGUGCAACAAGUUUGAGCGAUUGAAGGCCGCACAGGUGGCAACUGGUAUCCGUGACAACGAGAGGAACGGAAGGGCUCAGCUGAUUGUCGUGGAAGAAGGAAGUGAACCAGAGAGGAUGAAAAAAGUGUUGGGCAGUAAACCUAAUCUUCCAGAUGGGGAUGAAAAUGAUGACGAAAUGGCAGACAUUUCCAACAGGAAAAUGGCCAAGCUCUUCAUGGUAUCGGACGCCACUGGUUCCAUGCAGGUGACUUUAGUGUCUGAAGAAAACCCAUUCACACAGAGCCUUCUUCUGUCGGAGGAGUGCUUUAUCUUGGACCAUGGGAAAAGCAAAAUGAUAUUUGUGUGGAAAGGGAAAAAUGCCAACCCUGAUGAGAGAAAAGAAGCAAUGAAGACAGCAGAAGGGUUUAUUAAACAGAUGGGCUACCCUCAAAAUACACAGAUCCAAGUGCUUCCGGAAGGUGGGGAGACUCCUAUCUUCAAACAGUUUUUCAGGGACUGGAAGGACAAAAACCAAAGUGAGGGCUUCGGAAAGGUUUUUGUCACAGAGAGGAUUGCAAAGAUCCAACAAGUGGAAUUCGAUGCCUCCAAAUUGCACGUGUCCCGUCAGAUGGCAGCACAGUACAACAUGGUAGAUGAUGGGACAGGGAAAACCGAGAUCUGGAGAGUUGAAAGCAGUGGCAGAAUCCCUGUUGAGCCAGCUACAUAUGGUCAGUUUUAUGGUGGCGACUGUUAUAUCAUCCUGUACACUUACACAAGAGGCCAGAUCAUCUACACCUGGCAGGGUUCCAGUGCCACUCGCGACGAGCUCACUGCCUCUGCUUUCCUCACGGUCCAGCUGGAUCGGUCCCUCGGAGGGCAAGCAGUUCAGGUGAGGGUGUCGCAAGGCAAAGAACCAGUGCAUUUACUGAGCUUGUUCAAAGACAAGCCCCUGGUGGUCUAUAAAAACGGAACCUCCAGGAAGGGGGGGCAGGACCCAGCUGCCCCCACUCGCCUCUUCCAGGUGCGGAGGAACCUGGGAAUCAUCACAAGGAUUUCUGAGGUGGAUGCAGACGCUCAGAGUCUGAACUCCAAUGAUGCUUUCCUUCUGAAGCUUCCAAGUGGCGAUGGCCAUAUCUGGAUAGGAAAAGGAGCCAGUGAGGAAGAAGAGAAAGGAGCCCAAUAUAUAAGCAAAGUGCUUCACUGCAAAGCCAGCAGGAUUGUAGAAGGAAAAGAACCAGCUGAUUUCUGGAAGGCACUGGGUGGGAAGAAAGAGUAUCAAACCUCCGACCUUCUGGAAAGCAGCUCCAUCAGCCAUCCUCCAUGUCUCUAUGGCUGCUCAAACAAGACGGGCAGGUUUAUUAUUGAAGAAGUGCCGGGUGAAUUCACACAGGACGACUUGGCUGAAGAUGAUGUCAUGUUGCUGGAUGUCUGGGAUCAGGUCUUCAUCUGGAUUGGAAAGGAUGCAAAUGAGGUUGAAAAAACUGAGUCUGUGAAAUCAGCAAGGCGUUACAUAGAGACUGAUCCAUCAGGGCGGGACAGGAGAACCCCGGUGGUCAUCGUGAAGCAGGGCCACGAACCACCAAACUUCACAGGAUGGUUUUUGGCCUGGGAUUCCUCCAAGUGGGAAAGCGAUCCUGCGUCUAGAGCCAUGAGUUCUCUUAACGUUGCAUAAAACUGCAAGCUUGACUCUUGAAGUGCCUGCUGUGUGCUUUGCUGACAUUGCUAAAAAAAAAAAACAUGAUAAGUGUUCAGAACUUUAUUUUUUCAAAAUGUAUGCUAUACGUGCCGCAAGAAAAGAUACACUUUAAUGGUGGGGUAUAUUUUAAUCAAGCUAUUACUUUUUAAUCAUAAUGUUCCUUUUCUUUCCUUUAAGAUUGUAAAAAUGCUCAGGAAUAGUUGUUCUAUCGUGCAGACGAACUAAAAAAAAAACAAAUCUGCCAGCUGUUUACCUUUGCUGUAGCACUGGUUAUUUGUGUUCUUCUUUUCUGAAAAGGCUUAAAUCAUGAUCCGGAAAUGACAGCAGAUGGCAAAGAUAAUGGAGCAAGUAGCAAUUGUUAAUUAUCCUUGAAGUAUAAUAAUAUAAAAGCAUUAAAAAUCUCAAUAAGUACA